AUGUCAUACACUAGUUAUACGGACUUGAAGUCUGUUGAAGAGUCUACAAUUGUUAGAUGCCCCUUCAAGAAUUGCCAUGCAAGGAUUAUUCAGGUUGGGACUCUUCCUAAAGUCAAUGUGGAAAACUCUCCUGAUAUGACUAAAUUAUCUGAAGAUGAUAACAUGAAACAAACUGAAACAUAUUUUUAUCAAAUUGAUGAUGUAUGGGAAUUUGAUAACAUAGGGGUCUCUAGGCCUGCCGCAGAAUUGAAAGAACCAAUAAUAACUUCAGACACAAAUGAGAAAGUAGAUAUAGCUGUAGAGAGGUUGCUCAUCUGUAGUGAAUGUGAUAAAGGACCCAUUGGAUUCGCAGGGAUUCCCAAGGGCUCAGAGAAUCACCACCAAAAUUUAAAAUACUUCCUCAGUUGCGCAAGUGUGUUGUACGAAGUAAAGUAG
Dujonia railenensis is the source of this 435-nucleotide messenger RNA. Lineage: Eukaryota; Fungi; Ascomycota; Pichiomycetes; Serinales; Debaryomycetaceae. The record is from the annotation of a GenBank genome assembly.